AUGCCAGAAACUGUCGGAAAUUGUGGUGAGAGAAUUGAAGAGAUAGGUUGUGAAGAAGACAUGAUCAGUGCUUUACCCGACGAUUUACUUCUGAGCAUUCUGAUACGUCUCCCGAUUAAAGAUGCAGUAGCCACAAUGUUUUUGUCUAAACGAUGGCUUUAUACAUGGACGAUGAUGCAUGCACUUGACUACGAAGAAAACAAUGAUGAUGAGAGCAAGAAGAGCGUUUGGUUUUUUCUUGAAAAGUCAUUGCAACUCAACAAAGCACCAGUCUUACAAUUGUUUUCAAUAGAACUCGGUCCACGAUGUCCGAGUGAUGCUGAUGUCGGAAAGUAUGUAGCAAAGGCUGUUGAUCGCGGCGUGAUUGUUCUAAACCUUUGUCUUCUCUUGUCAGGAGAGCCAACUAGCUUGCCCAUGACACUUUACUCUUGUGUGUCUCUCAAGGUACUGACUCUCUGCGACAAGAUUCUCGUGGAUGUUCCCUCCACGGCCUGCCUCCCAUUACUUGAAAUUCUCAACCUAAGCCUAGUGGUUUAUAAAAAUGAGGAUUCUCUCAUUAGGUUGUUAUCAAGCUGCCCUGUUCUCAUGAAUCUGUUGGUGAACCGGAACAAAGUUGACAAUGUGAGAAAGUUCACUGUGAAAGUUCCUUCUUUGUUGGAGUUGAUUUAUACUAACAACUACCCAUCUCGCGAUGAUAGUAGUACUGCAGGCGGGUGCUUGGUUGUUGAUACUCCUGUAUUAAACGAGUUUUAUUACACUGAUUAUUCAGGAGACUCUUGCUUCAUUGAGAAUGCGCCUUGUUUCGACGAAGUUAGUAUUGAUUUUGAUAAUGUUAUUCAGUCUUUCCCUGACAUCGACAAGUUCUUAAAGUCUUUUUCAAGACUCUUGUUUCUUGAGCUGGCCCUGACCGACGCAAUGAUGAUGUCUUGGAGAACAAUCAAAUUUUCUCGACUGAGAAAGUGUAAGAUACAUCCGUAUGCCUCAGACUGGAUGGAUUCACUUUUGUGUUUCCUUCACAAUACUCCGAAACUAACGUCUCUUAUAGUUUGUUAUAAUUUAACCGAUGAACCGCGCAAUGCAUCUACUUCGUGGAGCGAAUCGAGAUCUGAUCCGGAAUGCUUGUCAUCAGUGUUGAAGUAUCUUAGGUUGAGAAACUAUACGGGAAGAGAAGAAGAGAAAGAAUUGGUGGAAUACAUCCUAAGUACUUCUAAAUGUUUGAAAACCGCAACAAUCUCCUUUAGAUCAUUGCCAAAGUUCGAACUUGAAGACAAAGCCACAAUGAUGGAGGAGUUGAAAGCUAUUCCUAGGGUUUCAAAAACAUCUCAGCUUUUGUUCAAAACCUAG
This is a messenger RNA of Capsella rubella, 1344 nucleotides long. RefSeq names its product putative FBD-associated F-box protein At1g05080. The record is from RefSeq and is a predicted model, not a curated record. Gene Ontology annotation, molecular function: protein binding. Bases 1 to 1344 code for a protein of 447 amino acids. Lineage: Eukaryota; Viridiplantae; Streptophyta; Magnoliopsida; Brassicales; Brassicaceae. The transcript is spliced from 3 exons.